This is a messenger RNA of Ictidomys tridecemlineatus (thirteen-lined ground squirrel), 3565 nucleotides long. The record is from RefSeq and is a predicted model, not a curated record. NCBI's taxonomy places the organism in Eukaryota, Metazoa, Chordata, Mammalia, Rodentia, Sciuridae.
GGGACCUGCGGGAGGCAUCGAUAACACGGCUCUCCCUUAUCUAGAUUUUGAGAAGAGGGGGAAGAAGGAAGUUUGUCCCGUCCUGGAUCAGUUUCUUUGUCAUGUCGCCAAGACUGGAGAAACAAUGAUUCAAUGGUCUCAAUUUAAAGGCUAUUUUAUUUUCAAACUGGAGAAAGUGAUGGAUGAUUUCAGAACUUCAGCUCCUGAACCAAGAGGUCCUCCUAAUCCUAAUGUCGAAUAUAUUCCCUUUGAUGAAAUGAAGGAAAGAAUUCUGAAAAUUGUCACUGGAUUUAAUGGUAUCCCUUUUACUAUUCAGCGACUAUGUGAAUUGCUAACAGAUCCAAGGAGAAACUAUACAGGAACAGACAAAUUUCUCAGAGGAGUAGAAAAGAAUGUGAUGGUUGUUAGCUGUGUUUAUCCUUCUUCAGAGAAAAACAAUUCAAACAGUUUAAAUAGAAUGAAUGGUGUUAUGUUCCCUGGAAAUUCACCAAGCUACACUGAUAGGUCUAAUAUAAAUGGGCCUGGAACACCCCGGCCACUGAAUCGACCAAAGGUGUCUUUAUCCGCCCCCUUGACAACCAAUGGUUUGCCUGAGAGCAGUGACAGCAAAGAGUCAAACUCACCACAUAAUGAAGAAAAAAACCACAGUGACUCUCCAGCAUCUGAAUCAGAAGGGUCUUCAGUGAGUCCUAUAAAAAACAAACAUUCAGAUGACGACGCCGUGGAGGCUGAAGGGCAUGAGGCCAAAAGACUCAGGUUUGACAGAGACGGGGAAGUCAGAGAGACAGCCAGUCAGACCACGUCCAGUGAGGGGGCCUCGGUCCUGGCGGAGGACGCGGAGGCACCAUCAUCAUCUCAGGACAAGGACAAAGGAAGUAGUCGUACCCAGCAGCACUGCACAGAAGAGGAGGAGGAGGAGGAGGAGGAGGAAGAAGAAGAGUCUUUUAUGACAUCAAGAGAAAUGAUGCCAGAAAGAAAAAAUCAAGAGAAAGAACCUGAUGAUGCCUUAACUGUGAACGAGGAGACCUCUGAGGAGAAGAGUCAGGUGGAGGAAUCGGCUGUGUCUCAAGCUGAGAAGGAUUUACAUUCUGAAGGGAGUGACACCCCGGGCCCUGUAAGUAGUGGUUCUGACUGCCACCAGACAGAAGAAUCAGUAGGAUCCAGUUCCAGUAAAACUGGAGAGGUUCUCUCAGAAUCCUCCAUGGAAAAUGACGAGGACGCCACCGAAGUCCCUGAGGAACCAAUGGAGCAAGACUGACUACUUCACCACAUUUAGAUGCCGUAUUUUACAUACAGUUCUGGUUUUACACUGUAUAAAACUUUUAUGUAAUAAAGUGGACCUUUAGUUUUACAAGAGAAAGAGAAGCAGGUUGUUAAAGUACUUUAAAAAGUACUUUAAGUGUGAAUCCUGAAAGAGUUGUACAUGUAAGAACUGUGAAUAGCAGCUCCUCUGGGUCCUGCUUACCGCUAUCUAUUUUUUGUUUUUGUUUUGGGGGAUUUUUCUGUUGUUGUUUUUGACUUUUUUUUUCUCUCUUUGCUUUUUUUUUUUUUUUUGGUGUCUGGUCAAAUCAGUGGUUUGUGUAUAGAUUUUUUUUUUUUUAAUUUAGAAGUUUUUAAACUGGAACAUUAUAAUUACAAUUUUGAAAACCUUUCAAGAUUAUCACAUUUAGUUUAUACAUGUGCAAGAAAGCUUUACAUCUUGUCUCUUUCUGACAGCUGUAGCAGAUUUCAUAUUUUGGUCAUAGUUUCAACAUUUUAACAUGUGAAUUAUAGGGUUUCAUGCUGGUUUCCAGGUUUUAUUGGUUGACUAUGUACAAUGGAACUUUAAGUCAUAUAUACAUACAUAUAUAUAUAUAUAUAUACAUAUAUAUAUAAUUCUAAGGGGGGAAAUGUUAUAUUUUUCUGUUUCUAUAAGAGAUGAAUACAGUGGAUAAUUUUCUAUUGGUGAUGAUUGAGUUCACCUCUUUCACGAGACAUUUUCUUUCUCUUCUGAGUAAUUCACAUAAAAUCUGGCCCUGUGAAACCCUGGAAAUCUAAGUCUGUUGUAAUACCAGGUUAAACACAUUCCAAGAGAUCUGUUCAAACUAGAAUUCUUUUGUAUACUUCAGAGGUGCCUGAUAAAAGACUUCAUUAUUUAUGAGAAAAUGUGCUUUAUCUUGGGAAUUGUGUUCACACAUCAGCUGACUGUUCUCCUGAGUAAAUGCUUAUGAAGCUGACACGAGCCCAUCUCAGAAGAACCAGGCAGGUUCCUUAAACUUUUGCUUGCUUUUCUGAACAUUGUGAAUAUUACACAUUACUUUCUAAAUUAUUCUAGAGUAUGCAAAUGUCAAUGGUAUGAAACACCACUGUACUGGAAGAAUUAAUAUAUUACUUUAGUAAUGUACCUGAGCUAAAAUGACUGAAGCUUUAGGGGGUGCAUAGAAACCACCAUAAUUUGUAUGACAUUUUGAAGUGAAUUAAUAUUUUUGAACAUGCUUCUUCGACAGCCAGUAUUAUAUUUUUCAGAUCAACACAAAGCACAAUGAUUACUCUAAACUCAAUAUUUUCAAAUUCACAUAUUUAAAGUCAUGCAAGCUGCAACUUCCCUGUCAAAAUUACUGGCUGCCAAAUUUAUACCUGUUUCUUCAGCUGUACCUUUUGAUAUUUAGAAUUUUUAAAUUUCUGUAAAGUAGAUUUUGUAGAGUGUAAUGUGUUCACUGCCUUUGUGAAGCGGUAUAUAAUUGUAUAAUUUCUGUGUGUAAACCGAAUGCUUGGGCUUUCAAUACAGUAUUCAUAUGAAGCAAUAAAUAUUCAUGUUAUGAAAUACUCGAGUACAUUUUUAUCAAAAUACAAAAGAAUCCCUUUUUUUAGUUUCAGAUACCUGAAGUACACAGAUGAACUUAUAAAAAACAUGCAAACAAUUUCUCACACUGUAUCUCAUGCUUUGGGUGAUUUGGAGGGAAACCACAAGUUUUGCAUUUUGACUACUUAAAUUGCUAUGACUAAAAAAUACCCAAAUGAUUGGACGCCACAUAUGUUUGUAGGGCAUAUACUACUGACUGACUUGACAGGUUCACAAGCAGCUCGAUGAUAUAUUUAUGAAUAUGUCUGAUAGUUAAAAACUGAAUAUUGAUUUACUGUAAUAAGAGGGGGGAAUCAAACGUUGUAAAUUUUUAAAAUUUUUUGCGAUGAUGUUAAAAUGAAGCAAUUUUAAAUGUGACUUUCAUUCAUAGUGACCUGUUACUUUAUUUUGUUGAGGGAUAUUUUGCCAAUGAGAACAGAUUUUAAACAUUUUAAGUUUAGAAAUUUAGGAAUUUUCUUUAGAAUAUUUAUGAAAUUAUUGUCAAUAAACCUAUUCUUUAAUCUCCUGUGACCUUUUGAUAUGUUUUAUUUUAAUUAUAGUGCCAUGGACCACUUGUAAACAAAUCUUUACUUUUGUCCGUUAUAAGUUGAAGAUUUAGCAUCAUGACUUUGAGGUCUGUGGUUUUAUUUGUAAACUUGCAAUUGCUAUUUUUGCAAGGGCAAAUGUAUUUCUUUAUUAAAUAAAGUACAAUAAUGGUGAAUGUACCAAAAUGACAUCACUUAA